CAAGUCUUGAGAAUCAGUCAGUGUUUCGAACGAAAGAGAUCAGUGAAGAGUCUUAGGUGUGACUUUGUGAAGAGUUAAUAGAAAAAAGUGCUAAAAAAAUGUCUCGAUUCUCACCGUGGUUCUAUGAUUUUGACGAUUUCUACGACAACUGGUCAUCUAGGUGGUCUGAUCCCAAUUUUGGAAUUAGUUUCCAUCCCAGGGAAUUGAGGUCAGCCAGAACACUGCCCCGGCUUUUGAGGACUCCUUCUGGAUAUACACGCAAUUGGUCUCUGUCCACGACCAGUGACCGCAAGGAUGAAGCUGCCAAGCAGCCUGUCCUGAAUGAGAAGGAUGGAUUCCAGGUUUGCCUGGAUGUGCAGCACUUCAGCCCCAAUGAGAUCACCGUGAAGACCGUUGAUAACUACAUUGUGGUGGAGGGAAAGCAUGAGGAGCGUGAAGAUGAUCAUGGACUCGUGUCCAGGCAAUUUGUCCGGCGCUAUGCUCUUCCCAAGGGCUUCAACAUGAACGAUGUGGUGUCCACUCUCUCCUCAGACGGUGUUCUCACCAUCAAGGCGCCUCCAGUGAACAAAUCCGUGGAGAACAAGGAGAAAGUCAUCCAGAUCCAAAUCACAGGUCCUGCCCAUCUAACAGUGAAGGAUGAGACCAAGACAGAGGAUAAGCCCGAGAAGGCUGAAUGCUAAAUCUCACACCAAGAACUCCCACUAUUUUUGUACAAUUUCAACUAUUUUCAUACAUCUCAUGUUAAUUAAAAAAAAAGUAAAAGGAAUCUUCACAACUUUUUGUACUAAUUCAUGGAGAGAAGAAUAUAAAGAUAAAUUUUUCCACUUUUCA
Molecule: messenger RNA, 831 nt
Organism: Phlebotomus papatasi
Lineage: Eukaryota; Metazoa; Arthropoda; Insecta; Diptera; Psychodidae
Product: heat shock protein 27-like
Exons: 1
Coding region: 99-680 (193 amino acids)
Biological process (GO): response to heat; protein refolding
Molecular function (GO): protein folding chaperone
Source: RefSeq, a predicted model, not a curated record